AUGCCGCCAAAGGUGGUUCUUGCGCGGCACACAGCCACUGCGAGCGAGGCCACUCUUACCAAUGGAGGCAAAUUCAAUGAGACAUCCUACUCCAGGAAAUCCGAAUCCUUAUAUCUCGACCUCGACAAAGAGAUCGAUUUAGAAGCACAGAUCCAACAGAACCAACGCAAGCCCAAGGUGUUUGCAUCCACCCGAUAUGCCAUUCUCACACUAUACCGACGUCUGUUCACGCUAGUCUUCUGCGCCAACGUGGCCGUCUUCGUAUAUGUCAUGAGCACGGAACAAAAACUGUUGGCCCUGGUUAAUGCCACCGCUGCCAAUUUGCUGACCUGCGGUCUGGCUCGCCAGCCGUUGGUGGUCAAUGCUAUCUUUGUGAUCGUAUGCUCGAUGCCGCGCUCAGCGCCGCUACCCCUCCGUCGAAUCGCCGCAAAGGUUUACCACUACGGUGGUGUCCAUAGCGGCUGUGGAGUCGCUUCUCUCGUGUGGUACGUGGGAUUCGUCGGCGUGCUAUCCCACCAGUAUUGGAAACCAUCAGCAGAUGGUUCGGAAAUCGGCAUCUCAGCAGCACCAGUUGCCUUAGCUUAUGUCAUCUUGGUUCUGUUGUUGGCGAUAAUCGUGGUGGCCCACCCCGCCUUCCGGAUGAAACGGCAUGAUUAUUUCGAACUCACCCACCGUUUUUCGGGGUGGCUUGUCGUGACCUUAUUUGUCACCUUGUUACUCGUCUUCUCCCGAGGUGCUAGCAAGUCCAUGGGCCAAUCGCUUGGAGCCUUCCUCGUCGAACUACCAGCAUUCUGGUUCCUGGUGUUUACAGUAGCGGCCAUCAUCCAGCCUUGGCUAUUCCUCCGCAAGGUCGCGGUGCGGGCCGAACCACUCUCGACCCACGCAACCCGCUUGCACUUCGACCAUGCUAUUACCACUUUUGGAAAAGGCAUCCAACUAGCCAAGCACCCACUUCGUGACUGGCAUGGUUUUGCCACUUUCCCCGACCCUGCUCCCGCAGGCGUCCAUGGCAACCCAAGCUUCUCUUCCUUGGUAUCCAAAGCUGGCGACUGGACCGCAGAUACGAUCCAGAAUCCACCUACCCAUCUUUGGAAGCGUGGUGUGUUGAUCUAUGGCUUCGCAUAUGCCAUGCGCGUUUUCAAGAGAGUGAUAGUCGUCACUACCGGAUCGGGCAUCGGACCUUGUCUCUCGUUCCUCGGUGAUGAUAACCGACCCGCACUGCGAGUGCUUUGGCAAACCCGUGCGCCUCAUAAGACCUACGGUGAUGGGGUGAUGCAUCUGGUCCAUACGAUGGAUUCAGCCCCCAUAAUCCUGGACACCGACAAAUGUGGGCGUAUGGACAUGGUGCCUAUCAUCUUGCAGCAGGUUAGGGACUUCAAGGCUGAAGCGGUGUGCGUUAUCAGUAACCCUGUGCUGACAGCGCGAAUCGUCUAUGAGCUGGAAUGCCGAGGGACCCCGGCUUUUGGUCCCAUUUUUGAUUCCUAA
This is a messenger RNA of Penicillium digitatum Pd1, 1485 nucleotides long. Its product is annotated as integral membrane protein TmpA. Gene Ontology annotation, cellular component: plasma membrane. Gene Ontology annotation, biological process: sexual sporulation resulting in formation of a cellular spore; regulation of conidium formation; conidium formation. Lineage: Eukaryota; Fungi; Ascomycota; Eurotiomycetes; Eurotiales; Aspergillaceae. The record is from RefSeq and is a predicted model, not a curated record.